Cordyceps fumosorosea ARSEF 2679 is the source of this 645-nucleotide messenger RNA. Its product is annotated as Protein kinase-like domain protein. Gene Ontology annotation, biological process: protein phosphorylation; meiotic recombination checkpoint signaling. Gene Ontology annotation, molecular function: ATP binding; protein serine/threonine kinase activity. The transcript has a single exon. Gene Ontology annotation, cellular component: nucleus; cytoplasm. NCBI's taxonomy places the organism in Eukaryota, Fungi, Ascomycota, Sordariomycetes, Hypocreales, Cordycipitaceae. Bases 1 to 645 code for a protein of 214 amino acids. The record is from RefSeq and is a predicted model, not a curated record.
AUGGUCAUGUGCCACUAUCCCGCCGGUAACCUAAAGAGCUGCGAAGAUUCUGGCCUUCUGACUUGUGAGCACGCGGUCAAUGCAUUUGGGCAGACUCUCGAUGGCCUGCGUUUCCUGCACCGCUCAAACCUACCUCAUCGGGAUCUCAAGCCCGAGAAUAUCCUGGUUACAAUGGAACCACUCUUCAAAGUUGUCAUCGCCGACUUUGGAUUCGCAAAAGUGAUAGAAAAUGACACACUGCUACAGAGCUCGCGCGGCACACUGCGGUACAUGGCACCAGAGCUGUACUCUCACGAUGGCUACGGACUAGAGGUUGAUAUUUGGUCGCUGGGUGUCUUGGGGCUCGAAAUAAUUUACCAACUCCCCAAGAGCCCAAAAGACGCGUCAGCGAGCAGGCAGCUAAUUCGGCCGGGGCCUGACCGGUCCAAGAUGUUCGAGGCUGCCGCCCUCGAUAAGAAUCAGAAGAAUCGGCAGAAUGACGCGCCCAUCAUCAUCAUUGCCAACAUGCUUAAGUGGAAAGGGAAGGACCGUUGGUCGGCAGUCCAAUGCCUUGAACGCGGUCUUGGCAGACGAGUCUUUGCGAGGAGAUCAGAUCGUUGCAUUGGCGCCCACCCGGGCUUGGAGACGUCAACCUUUCGAGAGUAA